Molecule: messenger RNA, 2148 nt
Organism: Lynx canadensis (Canada lynx)
Lineage: Eukaryota; Metazoa; Chordata; Mammalia; Carnivora; Felidae
Gene: CD151
Product: CD151 molecule (Raph blood group)
Exons: 8
Coding region: 574-1332 (252 amino acids)
Cellular component (GO): membrane
Source: RefSeq, a predicted model, not a curated record
ACAUCCGCCAGGCACUCCCGGAAAGAGGGGCCCCUCCUCCGCCCGCCGCCCGCGCGUGGGGGCCCGACCUGUGUCGGGAGAAUCAGCCUCCUCGGAAGGCUGGGACCUCACCACGGGCCCAGGGGCAGCCUGCGGGCACGUGAGGCUCCCGUAAGCCCAGCUCCAACCGAGGGGUCUGCGUCUGGUUUUGUUUUGCUUUUCCCUUCCGAGGCCGAAGGGACCGCUGCUUGGUGGGCUAAGGGACGGUGGCGGGUCUGGCAGGAAGGCCCCGGGGCGGGGUGCUUGGAGAAGGCGGGUGGUCCCUCCCCGGAUCCCACUAUGCAGAAAUGUUUUCCGCCCUGCCCCGCCCAAGCACAGACCAAAAUACCGGGCCUGGCCUCUCCCCUCCCUGCCCGCUCUGGAAACCCAGCUGGUCAGAGCCACUGCCAGGGGCGGCUGCAAGGACGGGUGACGGGCUCUUGCUGAUCCAGCGUGGGCCAGACCGGUGACCUGUCCCUGCCCUCCCAGUGGAGCCUCCUAGGGAACUUCCGUCCACCUGUCUCAGAGAGGAUCCGUCCUCGCUAGCCAACCAGGAUGGGGGAGUUCAACGAGAAGACCACGUGUGGCACCGUCUGCCUCAAGUACCUGCUCUUCGUCUUCAACUGCUGCUUCUGGCUGGCUGGUCUGGCCGUCAUGGCGGUGGGCAUCUGGACGCUGGCCCUCAAGAGUGACUACAUCAGCUUGCUGGCCUCGGGCACCUACCUGGCCACAGCCUACAUCCUGGUGGUGGCUGGCGUUGUUGUCAUGGUGACCGGCGUUCUGGGCUGCUGCGCUACCUUCAAGGAACGGCGGAACCUGCUGCGCCUGUACUUCAUCCUUCUCCUCCUCAUCUUUCUGCUGGAGGUCAUCGCUGGCAUCCUGGCCUACAUCUAUUACCAGCAGCUGAACACAGAGCUCAAGGAACACCUGAAGGACACCAUGACCAGGCGGUACCACCAGCCAGGACACGAGGGUGUGACCAGUGCGGUGGACAAGCUGCAGCAGGAGUUCCGAUGCUGUGGCAGCAACAACUCCCACGACUGGAGGGACAGCGAGUGGAUCCGCUCCGGCCAGGCGGGUGGCCGCGUGGUUCCCGACAGCUGCUGCAAGACUGUGGUGACCGGCUGCGGGCAGCGGGACCACGCCUCCAACAUCUACAAGGUGGAGGGUGGCUGCAUCACCAAGCUGGAGACCUUCAUCCAGGAGCACCUGAGGAUCAUCGGGGCAGUGGGCGUUGGCAUCGCCUGCGUGCAGCUCUUCGGCAUGAUCUUCACGUGCUGCCUGUACAAGAGCCUGAAGCUGGAGCACUACUGACCCUGCCGGGCGCCCCGCGAGUGCCGCAGCUUUGCCGCCUGACUACUGAGCUGACACUACUGAUGGCCCCAGGGCCAGAGUCCCAGGACGCUGCUCCGUACCCUCUCCCCGCUCUGCCAGGGAGGUGGCGUUCUCACGUGUGCACCCCCGUGCCGCCACCGUGACCUCUGGGGACCCCCUCCCUCAGAGGGAGCUUCAAGUGCCUUUCUCUCCAGACCAGAGGACUGAGGCGGGGCCCUCCGGCUGCGGGGAGGGAGGAAUACUCUGCCUGGUGUGGGCACACUGGGUUCUGACAGUCAAGUCCCUCUCUGCUCCUCCUGUGGGGCUGGGGCCCUGGGAGGGGGGGGGCCACCCCCCAUGCCUGUGCUCCGCCAGAGGGGCUGGUUUGGGGUGAACUGGGCAGAAAGGGGCUGGCCCCCCCAGGGUGCUCCUAGACCCCUGGACACACCUCUGCAUGGUGGUCAGGGCACUGCUGGGUGGGGGCAGCCGCAGGCAAAGAGUCCCAGAUGCACCUGCCGCUGGGUUGCCUACCGCCACCCCUCCCACCCCCAGCCCCGCUCAGGAAAGCCAAGCGAGCCCGGUCCUGUCCUGCAGGUCCUGUAUCUGCCCUCCCAGUCAGGCCUCUGCUGCCCGAGCCCCUGCUUGGAUUCCCCACCACUCCCCCCACUGAAAGGCCACAAGCUCACUCGUUCACAAUCACCUCCCCUUGGCAGAAGCAGGGGGUUGUGGGUUCACUCACUGCUGUAUCACAAAUGCCUAGAACUGCUGCUGCCAUGUGACAGGCACUCAAUAAAAGUUUGUGGACUGAGUGGGCUU